GCAAUGGUAACUAAUGGCGUAAAUCAUAAAAGGGCGAUAAUUAUGUACAAUCAUUGAAGCGAGGGAAAAAAAGCACGUGUACGAAUACAAGCAAGAAGGGACAUGGAUGAUAAGGGAAAUAUUGCUUUGUUCAGUGUGUCUGACAAGUCUGGUUUGGUUGAAUUUGCGAGUGAGUUAUCUGCUCUUGGAUUCAAACUUGUGGCAUCUGGUGGCACAGCAAAAGCAAUAAGAGAUGCUGGACUAGAAGUGAGUGAUGUUGCUGAUUUGACAGGUGCUCCAGAAAUGUUAGGAGGGAGAGUUAAGACACUUCAUCCUGCUGUACAUGGAGGGAUUCUUGCAAGGCCAACAGACUCUGACAAGAAAGAUCUGGCUGACCAGGGCUUUCAAAUGAUCAGGAUUGUUGUGAACAAUUUAUAUCCUUUCGCAAAGACGAUUGCCAAGCCGGAUGUGUUUGUACCUGAAGCUAUAGAACAGAUAGAUAUUGGUGGUGUUACACUUCUACGGGCUGCAGCAAAGAACCAUGCAAGAGUCACUGUUGUCUGUGAUCCUUCAGACUAUAAAAGAGUGUUAGAAGAAAUUCAGACAUCGGAAGAUAAGGACACAAAGCUGGAAACCAGACAGAAACUUGCUGUAAAGGCUUUCAACCACACUGCUGAAUAUGAUGGGAUGAUUUCUGAUUACUUCCGACGUCAGUUUAGCAAAGGAGUUUCCCAGCUGCCAUUGCGGUAUGGCAUGAAUCCACACCAGAAACCUGCUCAGCUUUCUACUGUCUUGCCGGAAUUACCACUGAAAGUUGUGAAUGGUUCUCCAGGAUUUAUCAACCUUUGUGAUGCACUGAAUGGAUGGCAGUUAGUGAAAGAACUGAAGUCGGCAUGUGGUACAGCUGCAGCGACCUCGUUUAAACAUGUCAGCCCAGCAGGUGCUGCUAUUGGUGGACAGGGUAUGUCAGAGGAGGAUAGUAAAGUGUGUAUGGUAGAUGACAUGGAGGAUUUGUCUCCCCUUGCUGAAGCAUAUGCUAGAGCUCGAGGUGCAGAUAGAAUGUCAUCAUUUGGAGAUUUUAUCGCACUGUCAGAUGAAUGUGAUGUUUCUACUGCAAAGAUAAUCUCCAGAGAGGUAUCAGAUGGAGUUAUUGCCCCUGGAUAUACACCUGAAGCUUUGGAAAUUCUCAAGAAGAAAAAGAAUGGAAACUAUUGCGUUCUUGAGAUUGACCCAGAGUAUGAACCACCAGAGACAGAGACCAGAACUCUGUUUGGACUUCAGAUGACCCAGAAGAGGAAUGAUGCCAACAUCAAUAAACUUCUCUUUAAAAAUGUUGUGUCUUCAAACACUGAGGUUUCAGAAAAGAAUGUAAGAGAUCUCAUUGUUGCCAGUAUAACGUUGAAGUACACACAGUCAAACUCGGUUUGCUAUGCUAAAAAUGGACAGGUUAUAGGAAUAGGGGCUGGGCAACAGUCUAGGAUCCACUGUACAAGAUUGGCUGGGGACAAAGCUAAUAACUGGUGGUUGAGACAACAUCCCAAGGUGAUGAAUAUGAAGUUCAAGAAGGGAACAAAGCGGGCAGAGAUGGCAAAUGCUAUAGACCAGUUUGUUCUUGGAGCUGUUGGUGUGGAUUCAGACCAAGCCAGUUGGGAGAAUGUCUUUGAGGAAGUACCAGAAAUGCUGUCUGAGGCAGAAAGAAAAGAAUGGAUAUCACAGUUGAAGGGUGUUGCACUUAGUUCCGAUGCUUUCUUCCCAUUCCGUGACAAUAUUGACAGAGCAGUACAGAGUGGUGUUGAGUAUAUUGCAGCUCCUGGUGGAUCGACCAAUGACGAGGGAGUGAUCAAAGCUUGUGAUGAUCAUGGUAUAGCAAUGAUUCAUACCAACCUUAGACUGUUCCAUCACUGAACAUGUAUGUCUUCUCAUAUAAAGGACACUGUGAAGAAUUAUUUCUAUCAAAGGAUAAUGUCAUUGUAUUUUGUGAAAAGCACAAUAACUUCCAUCAAACUGUGACAUUUAUGCAUGUUUUCAAGUUUGUUUAAUUUGCUUAUUAGUUAAAACUUGAGAAUUUUUAUAGGCUCAGCACUUUAAAAAUGAUUUUGAUAAAGUAACUGCUGUACAACAUUGAGGGUUUAAACUAAAGGGGUGAAUAUUGAUGUAUUUUGGCAGAAGGGGUGAAAAUAAUUUCCACUUUUGUCUAAUGUCUAAGAUUUUACCAAUAAAAAAUAAUCAAUUUUUUUCAGGCAAAUAAAUAAGGUGCAAGAAAUCCUGAAUGUAGCAGAACGUCUUUCAUUGUAUUUAGGUUAUCAUUUAUGAAGUGCCAUAUUUUUAAUCAUGUGUAGUCAAUUCAUAAACAUUAGCAAAUUCCUACAGUAUGUCAAUAUUCCAUGUUAAAUCUUUGUUUCCAAUGUUCAUUCAUUACUUUUUUUGUAAAAAAGAUCAUGGAUCUUUUUAAAUUUUCAAGUUAUCGUAUAUGUUUAGUCAGAAAUUAGGGGUCAUGAGUCUAACUCGUGCCUAUAUUUUUACUUGAAGGAUUCUUUCAGAUAGUAGGUCUAAUGUAGACCUUAAAUGUGUGUGAUUUAUACCAUAUUGUGUUCAUUUAAGACUGCAUAUGUCAGUUUGAUAAUACUCAGUAGUUUGUAGUUCUGUGCUGUUGGGUAGUUCCCCACCAAGGGUUCAGGUUAUAAUACUCAGUAGUUUGUAGUUCUGUGCUGUUGGGUAGUUCCCCACCAAGGGUUCAGGUUAUAAUACUCAGUAGUUUGUAGUUCUGUGCUGUUGGGUAGUUCCCUACCUGGAGUUCAGGUUAUAAUACUUAGUAGUUUGUAGUUCUGUGUUGUUGGGUUUUAAACUUCGCUUUAGUUUUGCAUUCAGGUUGUUGGCUGAAGGUUGAUGGUCCUACCAGGAAGCCUGCCUGUGUCUGAAAAUAGCCAAGAAGGGCACUUUGGUACUUCUUCCACUGUAAAAGCUAAAAAGAUGGAAGAUCUACCCUUGUAAAUAUGUUACAUUAGAUAAAGUUUGUCUCUAAGAUAGAUUUCUAGUUUGCAGUAGAAUAUGUUACCAAAUUUUCAGGCACUGCUGUUUUAGUUGUUACACAAUGAUUUGUUUCUGUCAGAAAUUCAGAGUUAUUUUUGAUGUUGUUAGUUGUUUAUAGUUCAUAUUUGUUAGCUUUGUCAUAAUCGUGUUAGUAACUUUGCUGUUAAAUGUGUGUGAUAUUAAUAGUGCUAUUUUGCACUUUACUGAAAUAAAAAAUUCUCAGAAAAAUGUUGAAAGGGUGAAAAAAUAGUGUAUUAAUUCGUUUACUGUCUCUGAAUUUUGAAGGAAAAUAAAAUUCUCUUUGUAUUUAGUGAAUUAACGCAACUGAGAUUUUAUCUCUUGUGAACCCAAAAUGAAGUGGUUUUACAGAUCGAAAGUUUUCAAUUUUUAGCUUGACUAUAUGGACAGCUCUCUUAAUUAACCAGGUGUCCACAUUGGCAACUUGGUAAAUGUCGCUUUAUCUCUUUUAUACUUGAUUGAUUUUCUUGAAACUUAUAUAUAGUUGUUCCACACCAUCACCCGAAUCAAAUAACACAAGGGUCACAACUUGCACAUCAAUAUUUCAUGAUUUAUCUCCUGUUUUGCAUAGAAUUUCAGGUAACUUUCACUCUAUCACUGUUUUUAUUAAUCCCCCACCACAAGUUUGGUCUCCGUCCAUCCUUUUGUCCUUCCGAGCUCACAUUUGCAUACUUAGGUGGCUGUAGGAACAAUAGGUAACUGUACUUUUUCUUUGAAGUCAUUCAUUCCGUAAGGCUUUUAUGUGGCUAUUUUUCUCUUACGUGGCUAAAAGAACAAUAGAGAGAACAAAAGAGUAGCCACAUAAGUAUGAACGUCCGUCCGUCUGUCCAUAACACUUUUGUGUCCGCUCCAUAUCUCCUAAACCCCUUGAAGGAUUUUCAUGAAACUUGGGUCAAAUGAUCACCUCAUCAAGACAAUGUGCAGAACUUAUGAGUCAGCCAUGCCGGCUCAAGGUCAAAGGUUUGAGCCUUCCAUUUUGUGUCCGCUCUAUAUCUCCUUAACCUCUUGAAGGAAUUUUAUAAAACUUGGCUCAAUUGAUCACCUCAUCAAGACGAUGUGCAGAACCCAUGAGUCAGCCAUGCCGGUUCAAGGUCAAGGUCACAACUGAAGGUCAAAGGUUUGAGCCUUCCUUUUUGUGUCCACUCUAUAUCUCCUAAACCCCUUCAAGGAAUUUUAUAAAACUUUGGUCAAAUGAUCACCUUAUCAUAACGAUGUGCAGAACUUACAAGUCAGCUAUGCUGGCUCAAGGUCAAGGUCACAGUUCAGGGUCAAAAGUUUGAGCCUUCCAUUUUGUGUCCACUCUGUAUCUCCUAAACCGCUUGAAGGGUUUUCAUGAAGCUUGGGUCAAAUGAUCACCUCAUCAAGAGCUCAUGUGUCAGCCAUGUCAACUCAAGGUCAAAGGUUAGAGCUCUGUAUCUCCAAAACCCCUUGAAGGAUUUUCAUGAAACUUUGGUCAAUAAUCACCUCAUCAAGACGUUGUGCAGAAUUCAUGAGUCAGCCAUAUCAGUUCAAGGUCAAGGUCACAGCUAAAGGUCAAAGGUUUACCCUUUCACUAUCCAUAACAGUGGCGGGGGAUUUAGCUGUCUUUCAGACUGCCUUGUUUCAAUGUUGAAACAAUUGUUCCGCACCACCAAUAUCAUGUGACACAUGUCAUGGUCUGUAAAUCUGGCACCAGCAUUUAAUGAAUUAUGCCCCUUUUUACGUAGAAUUAAGGUUAAAGUUUUGAUGCACUUUCACUUUACAUCAGUUAUUGCUAGACUGAUUUGCUUCAGACUUGAAGUGCUCUGCAUGAUCACCUGUAUCAUAUGAUACAAGGUCAGUAAUUCUGGUGCCAAUGGAUUAUGCAUCCCAUUUACUUAAAUUGCAGUUUAAAGUUGUAAUGCACUCUUGCUCACAUCUUGCUUAUUACUAAAUUUAAUUAAUUCAGACUUGCAAUAAUUGUUCCACAUCAUCACCAACAUACAACAUAAGGUGCUUACUCCAGAAAUAUUACAUGAAUUAUGUCCCUUUAAUAUUUAGAAAUUCUAGUUAAUGUUUUGAUGCACUUUCUGUACUCUACCUGUUUCACUGUCAAGCAAUCAAAUAGUUUAACCCACUAUCUGUUCUGUCAGCUUCUCUUAUUUUGCAAUUUUUUUUCUUUACAGAGAAAAGAUCCUUUUCCAUACUUUCAGUAUAAGCAGUUAGCUCUUGCCAGCUUGAUAUAAUUGGUAGUAAAGAAGUAUUAUAGAAUUUUAUGCUGUUUUCUAGGAGUAAAUAAUGUUAUAUCAUAUUAACUUGCAGCAGGUAAAAGUAUGAUGGCAUGAAGAAGUUAUAUAAGUGUUAAAAUAUACAAAUAGAAAACUGUUACAUAGUUAACCAGAUGUAACACAUUUUUGCAUAAGAAAAUUAUGUGCCAUUAUUUAAAACAUAAUCCUUUAGAACUGGUGUUGCCAAAAAAAAUAUGUGAUUUAGAGAACUAUAAACUAAAAAAUUAUUUCAUCCUUGUGGGUAUGGAGGAGGUUGGGUGGCCUGAUGUUAAAUGCUAGUUUAACCUUUAGCCUGCUAAAUUUCUAAAAUGGACUGGUCCAUCAUUCAAUUUGGGCAAUACCAUUUAUUAUUUGAAGGGGUUUUCACUGAAAAUUUACUGACUGAAUAGCGAACAGUGCAGACCAUGAUCAGCCUGCACGGAUGUGCAGGCUGAUCUUGGUCUGCACUGGUCGCAAAGGCAGAAUCACUUGCCGGCAGCAGGCUAAGUUAAGAAGAUUACAAGUAAUAGUUACUGUAACUUUUCUUUUCCAUUGUUGUCUGACAAAGAUUUUGGGGUUGAUGACCUACUUCUGUUUUGUUAAAUAAUUAAUUGAUAAGUCUUUUAUGCUCCCCUGAUGAAAAUCAGGGUGGGAUUUAGAGGAAAUUGUUGCAAAACAUAUUAAGAAGGAUGUGAACCUGACACUAGUUUUGUUUAAGAAGAAAUGCUGUUAAACUGUUGUUAACCUUGAAAUUGCAAAAAAAAUAAGUCAAGAACGUUUACCAAAAAUAAAGCAGAGUAGGAGAAAAAGGUUAAUUAUAUUUACUGUAUCAUCUAACAGCGACAUAUUUUCUGUGAACUAUUUUUCUGUACUUAUAUUGGUGCUCUAACAGUGUGCUUGCAUAGUUUUCAUAGAUCUCUUGAUUGUUUAUGUGUUAUUAUGUCUCCCACCACACAGUGGUGUGGGAGACAUAUUGAUUUACUCCAGUCUGUCUGUCUGUCUGUCUGUGUGUGUGUGUGUGUGUGUGUGUGUGUCUGUCACAAAGCUUGUCCGCACUCUAAGUCGAACAUUUCUCAUCCGAUCUUCACCAAACUUGAACAAAAUGUGUUUGACCAUGAGACCUCGGCCAAGUUCGAUAACUAGCCAAAUCAGUCCAGGCAUUUUGGAGUUACGGCCCUUGAAUUAUCGAAAAAUCGGCCUUUUUACUCUUGUCCGCACUCUAAGUCGAGUAUUUCUCAUCCGAUCUUCACCAAACUUGAACAAAAUGUGUUUGACCAUGAAACCUCGGCCAAGUUCGAUAACUAGUUAAAUCGGUCCAGGCAUUUUAGAGUUAGGGCCCUUGAAUUACUGAAAAAAUCCGUCUGUUUACUCUCGUCCGCUCUCUAAGUCGAACAUUUCUCAUCCGAUCUUCACCAAACUUGAACAAAAUGUGUUUGGCCAUAAGACCUUACCCAAGUUCGAUAACUAGCCAAAUCCGCCAAGGCACUUUUCAUUUAUGGCCCUUGAAUUACUGAUUGGAUCCACUCAUCCAGACCAUCUAAUUGGAUCCACUCGUCUAAAACAUCUAGAGAAACUAACAUUUUUCAUCAUCUAAGGGUCAGUUGUGGGAGACAUGCGCUUUUCUCAAAAGCAUCUCUAGUAUUUUAGAGAAAUUUCCAGAUGUUGCAUUUUUUUUUGCACAAAAAUAAAGCUAGUUCCAUUA
This is a messenger RNA of Mercenaria mercenaria, 6954 nucleotides long. RefSeq names its product bifunctional purine biosynthesis protein ATIC-like. NCBI's taxonomy places the organism in Eukaryota, Metazoa, Mollusca, Bivalvia, Venerida, Veneridae. Gene Ontology annotation, cellular component: cytosol. The record is from RefSeq and is a predicted model, not a curated record. The transcript is spliced from 19 exons. Gene Ontology annotation, biological process: 'de novo' IMP biosynthetic process. The coding region runs from base 103 to 1884 and encodes 593 amino acids. Gene Ontology annotation, molecular function: phosphoribosylaminoimidazolecarboxamide formyltransferase activity; IMP cyclohydrolase activity.